GGUAUUCUGAAAGUGAACCCCAAGAGCCUUGUACAUAUCCUAGUUUUUCUGCUAAAUCAAAAUGGAUGCUAAGUGAAAAAAUGAAGCGAUUUAGUGAAAUCGCACAUACAAAGAGAAUUGAACUUAUUAAAGUGAAACUAAUUAACAAGACAGCAUUAGAUAUUUGGUAUCCAAUACCUAUAACGUGUGAAGAGGCAGAUCUUCAAAAGACUGAAAGUUUUUUAAAAAAAUCAGAGAUUUUAUCUAUUAUUAACUCUUUAAUUCCUUUUUUAGGUGAUUCUGAUCGUUCGCAUUUCCG
This is a messenger RNA of Racocetra persica, 298 nucleotides long. NCBI's taxonomy places the organism in Eukaryota, Fungi, Glomeromycota, Glomeromycetes, Diversisporales, Gigasporaceae. The record is from the annotation of a GenBank genome assembly.